Messenger RNA from Alternaria atra, 1455 nucleotides. RefSeq lists its product as uncharacterized. Gene Ontology annotation, biological process: resolution of meiotic recombination intermediates. The transcript has 4 exons. NCBI's taxonomy places the organism in Eukaryota, Fungi, Ascomycota, Dothideomycetes, Pleosporales, Pleosporaceae. Gene Ontology annotation, molecular function: single-stranded DNA 3'-5' DNA exonuclease activity; single-stranded DNA binding. The record is from RefSeq and is a predicted model, not a curated record. The coding region runs from base 1 to 1455 and encodes 484 amino acids.
AUGCCUGCUUCGUCAUCAAUUCAGUAUCACUUCUCAUCAUCACCGACAAAGAACAGCGAUGGCUUCACCACCGAGGAGGUGCAGUGCGCUCUUACCUCAUCAGGAGCGACUGCUGCAAGUGCAUGGGCUGUGAAGCCCGCUUUCGACUACGAAGAAGCGGACCUAGGCACGCUCGAACCCGGUCCCUGCAACUUCGCCCUCAUGGGCCGCAUCGUCUACUUCAACGACCAGGCCAAACCCAGCAAAUCACACAAAGCAGCUCAAGGAUGCAUCAAGAUCCUGCUAGCAGAUGAUACUGGGGUGCUCACCGUGCGCCUUUGGUAUAACAACACGCAGUAUAGGCUCAAACUAGGCCAGCUUCUCAGUGUGUGGACGGUGCACAUUUCGAAUUCUUCAGAGUUUAAUUUGCUUGCCCCAAAUACUGCGCCGCUGUUUACUACCAUCUUUCCUGAGGGCGAGAGGAAUUGCCAUGUUAUGGUGCAUGAGAACAGCGAUGACGGUACGAGGUUCAAGAGGCCAUAUGGUAUAAGAGAAAAUGGGAUGUUGACUGGGUUGAUGACGCUAAAGAGCUUUGCUGAUGGUGGGUAUGAUGUUGAAGAGCCGAAGUUGCUGGUAUGCGUCAAAAGUAUUGGAGCGCGGAAGAAGUACAUGAACCGCAACGGCACAACCUCCGAACUCAUCGCCCUCGGCAUCUUCGACGACACAUCCGAUGGCCUACUUACUUUGUACUCGUCCAUGUGCGACUCUGCCUCUCUCUUCGUUCCUUCGAAAACAGUCCUGCUCAUCUCAAAUCCAGGAUGGCGUAUCGAGAAGAUGGCUAAGCUGACAGUCAGCGGCAAUUCACGCAUCGACGUCGACCCAGAUAUGGGUGACGCACGGCGAUUGAGGGCGUUAGCACAAAGACUGACAAAAAAGGAACAUGUCAACCCGCAAUUUCCCAUCGCUGUCGAUGUAAUUGAGGGAUUCGAGACUGCAGCCGUAAGAGCACUGUAUACACUUGCGGAUGUGGACGAUGUCGCUCGUUCGCUCACGAACAAAGGAUCCAAGGAAACUAUUGCUGGAUACCUCAGUGUUAUCAUCACGGAGCUCAACAUCGUCACGCCGUUCAAACGCAAUAUGCUCAUGAGCAAUGAAUGCUGCAGGAUCCCCAUCUUCGCCAACAGUGUAGAGGUCCAAUGUAAGCAGUGUGGGAAGAUGGUAGAACUGAGGAUCAAUCCCAGGAUACUCGGUCCCCUCCUUGACGAAACCGGUCAAGCCAGCUCUGGGAAACUCAUCCUCUCGGAUGUCGCAUGGUCUCAACUCCUCGGUCGUACACCAGAACAACUCGUAGAUACCCGUCUUGACGUCCUCCACUAUCUAGAACAGCGCCUGCUUUUCCUGCGCAUCACAAUGGGGUUUGCGUUGAAUCUGGAAGACGAAAUUGGGCGAUUGGCUAUAUGGUGUGUGAAGAUUUGA